AUGGAGACCAUGAUGCCUGCCCAGGCUCAUGUGCAGAGCAACAUGCAAGUCCCGGACGAACUGCUCGCCCUAUUUUCGCGUAACCUUACGUUCGACCCCGAGCUUCAGGCCGCCAUGGCUCGCGAGCAAGCUCAACAGCAGCAACAACAGCAGAUGCUACAGUCUGCCCCUGCUCCUGCACAGGCCGUCUACUCGGCCUCACAGCACUACACGCACUCGUACCACAUCUCCAAGCCUCGCAGCCAAGAUGCCGAGACGCAACCCCAGCAAGCUUUCCAGCGACCCUCCUCGGCGCCCCUCGAAAAUGACGUCUCCCAAGCGGAGGCUAUUCUUCGAAGCUACGGCGUCGAACCCUCUCUUCUGACACCCUCCCAGCUUCAACUCUUCAAGACGGCCGAUGAUGACCAGAAGCUUCGACUCCUGGAACUCUGGAGCAUCUGCCCUCCGAACGGAGCCCAAAAUAUACCCGCGCUCGCGUGGAGCAGCACAUCCCUCGAGCAGGAGGAACACCUCGCCCGUGUUCGCUACGAGCGCGAACAGCAGAUGAACAACACCAUGGAACAGGCACCCAUGGAGCAGAUUGCCAACGGGCGCUGGACCCAGCCUGCAGAGAGUGAGCCCUACAUGGCUUCUGGCUACGAGGAGCUCAUGCGCCGCGAAAACGAGCGCAAUGCCGACAAGCGGACUGCCAACGCUUACUGCCACUUUGGUUCCUCUGCCACUUACAACAAGGCCACGGACCCCAUCUAUCUCGGCCCCGACUUUGUCCGCGAGCAGCAGCAGAUGGAGAUGGCAUCGCAAUACGGUGCCUUUGAGCAGUUCCGCGGUGCCGACACCAUGGACGUCAUAAUAGGUCUACUUUACCUUGCAGAUAGAGGUACGUCUCAAUACACCCCUCACACUCCAUACUAUGCUAUGAUUUCAAGCUGGUGA
Messenger RNA from Akanthomyces muscarius, 933 nucleotides. RefSeq lists its product as uncharacterized. The transcript is spliced from 3 exons. The coding region runs from base 1 to 933 and encodes 310 amino acids. The record is from RefSeq and is a predicted model, not a curated record. NCBI's taxonomy places the organism in Eukaryota, Fungi, Ascomycota, Sordariomycetes, Hypocreales, Cordycipitaceae.